Homarus americanus (American lobster) is the source of this 6354-nucleotide messenger RNA. RefSeq names its product protein disulfide-isomerase TMX3-like (gene Tmx3). Lineage: Eukaryota; Metazoa; Arthropoda; Malacostraca; Decapoda; Nephropidae. Gene Ontology annotation, molecular function: protein disulfide isomerase activity. Gene Ontology annotation, biological process: peptidyl-cysteine oxidation. Gene Ontology annotation, cellular component: endoplasmic reticulum. The transcript is spliced from 13 exons. Bases 62 to 1363 code for a protein of 433 amino acids. The record is from RefSeq and is a predicted model, not a curated record.
CAGACGUGAACGACUCGCACGGUGCCAGCCAAUCAGGGAGGCGCUAGCAGAAGACAACAAUAUGGAGGUCUUCCGCAUCUUCGUCCUCCUGUCAGUUCUGGCCAAUGUGAAGGCUGCUUCUAAAGUACUGGAACUGAGUGAUAGAUUCCUGGAGCUUCGAGGAGAGUCAACAUGGCUGAUAAUGUUCUAUGCUCCCUGGUGUGGCCACUGCAAGAAGCUCGACCCAGUAUGGAACCACGUGGCCCAUGCGUUAUACGGCACCGAUAUCCGAGUGGGACGUGUGGAUUGUACCCGCUUUACUGCCGUGGCGACGGAGUUUGUCAUCAAGGGAUUUCCCACAAUAAUGUACGUAAAAGGGCACAUCCGCCAUGUUUACAAGGGUGAUCGUGUCAAGGAGGAAAUUAUAGGAUUUGCCUUAAGGAUGUCGGCGCCCCCUAUCCAACACAUACAGUCCUCGCGUCACCUCAAGGAAACAGUAGAUAGAGGAGACCUUUUCUUCAUAUAUGUUGGAAAUCAAGAAGGAGAUUUAUGGGAAUCCUACAGAGCGCUGGCUAAUGAAUACAGACCAUUUUAUUACUUCUAUCACAUUGACGCCACUUGUAUGGAGGAGCACGUUAAGUUGGAGUAUAACCCAGCGGUGAUGGUGUUCAAGGACGAGAUGCAAUUCUUCUACCCAGUACCAGAUGAAAUAGAUAUGGCAGAGGACAGCAACCUACUCAACACCUCCUUGACGGACUGGAUCAACCACGAGCGCUUCACAACCUUCGUUAAAGUGACUCACGGGAAUGUGCAUCAGUUAUGGAAGAUCAAUAAGUUCCUGGCCAUAACGGUAGUGAAGGAGAGUAAGAUUGGCCGGAUCACGACGGACGAAGAUGCAGAAGACUAUGUUGAUGGGUACAAGUUUAAAGAUAUGGUCGAGUCGGUUAUUCGCAACAGCCGGGACAAAUAUCACAAGCAUUUCCAAUUCGGCUGGACUGGAACACCUGAUUUAGCGAACAGCAUUGCCAUGGAGCGCCUUCCACUCCCUUCCUUGCUGGUGGUGAACUCGACCACCAUGCAGCACCAUCUCCCCGAGGACCCAGCACAGCACCUCACUCCAGCAGCUGUUGAGAUGUUCCUAGACUCCAUCAUAGCGGAAACUGCACCGUCGUACGGCGGUGACUCAUGGCCUAUAAGAGUCUACCGAACCUAUUACAAUGCCAAGACGUCCCUGGAAGAGAUGUGGCAAGGCAAUCCGGUGUUAACUUCGGUUCUCUUUGGUCUGCCAAUGGGCUUCCUGUCACUAAUCUGUUAUUCCAUAUGGUGCUCGGAUAUCCUGGAUGCUGAUGAGGAGGAAGAGGACCAUCAUGAAAAGAAAGAAUGAUGGAAGAUGAGAAGAUAUAAUCAAAUUACUUGUUACAUUGAGUACCAGUAUAUGGACUACUUGGCUGUGUUGCAAGGUUAGGUACUGCAGCUCUUAAUGUUACUCACGUUGAACUAUCAUAAAAUAACCAAUAUUAGUUGUUGUUUCGGGGGAAGUGGCAACGUAAUUCACUUCGAGUAAAACGUUGAAGAGAAACUGUAUAAGAAUUACUUGUAUGAUUAUAGAAUUUCAGUCUAAUUAUGGAACCUGUCAUGUAAUUGUUUAUGCCAUAAUUGAUUUUACUGCUGGUCUAAUCCACACACCUUGACCAAAUAUCCUGUAUAAGUGACAUAUUGGUUUACUUUACUGUUACUGAAAGCUUGAUGGUAGUCUUAGAGAAUUAGUUACUACUUAUUUAAUACUGUGUAUGAAUUACGAGUGCUAAAGUCAUGUAUAAAAGUUCAAGCUAAACUGUGGGACCUUUAAAUAUUCCAUGGUUCAAUGUAUUACAGCUGUUAUGUAUUGAAUAAUGAACGUUCAGUAUCAUAGACAGCUUUUUAUUCAUUAUUUAACCCCAAUUUCAAGAUGGGGUCGCACUAUCCAACUGUUAAUUUCUUGGGAUGAUUUUCAGUCACAUUUCUCUCUUUCCUCCCUCUCUCCCCUUCUCUUAGAUGUUCCCAAGGACAAGAACAAAUUCAUAUUGACAGAAGGGGUCCAUUCAAUAUAUGUUUGUUUUAUUUUUAAGAAUAAUUAGAGUAUAAUGAGAAAAAAGGAAUACAUUUUCUUUGACAAACAGAGGAUUGUAUUCUGAUCAGGUAUCCCGUUAUGUAUGAAUGGUGAGUGUGUCGCUGGUGCUGGGGAGGAUCACUUAAAGAAUCUUCAACCUCGACUUAUUUCACCUUAAGAUUAACCACCCUAACCUAACAUAACUUAUCGUAUAUUAACCUAACCUCACCCCCCAAAUAGUGCCACGGUGGUUACGAAUCUUUAGGUGAAAAAUGCCGAGGUGGAGAGAUUCUUUAGGUGAUCUAUUGGGGAUGUGCUUUGUCUGAUUACCUUUUGUUUUGGUAUGGUUAAGGCCCCGAGGAGUACAUUAACCAUUAGUUUUGAAUGUAAGAUAUUUUAGUGAAUAUUAAUUACUCAUACCUGUAUUUAAUUACCUGUUGACAGUAAACCCACACAUUUAACCAAAAGUAAUAUACGUGUAAUAAUGUUUCAAGUAAUGAUGGUAAUGAAGGUUCCACAGCACUAUAAGUAUAUACUGAAGCUGCCAAAUAUUACUUAAUGCUACUUUUUAAAUACACAGUAAUAUUCUUAAGGUGAUAAUUUCCCCUUAAUAAUCUUGUGGUGACAAUAGUAAUGAUAUAAGCAUAUUAUAUUUUGAUGUACUUAGUGUAUUGUUAAGUAUUAUCAAUGCAGGAUUAAACCACUUUCUGAAAUUAUAUAUAUGUUGAAUAAUAUACUGUAUUGUUGAACCCAUGUUAGAGAGAUGUGUAUUUCAUCUGGUUAAGGCGAGUGUGGAAGGUAGAGUAAAUCGUGAGAUAUUCCUCUUGGAUUACAGAUAUAGUCCAGCAUCUACCACUAUUGGAUCUUUAACCAUUUGUGUAGGAUAUAAGUGUGAGGACUAUUAUUACCCAUAUAUGGAGGAAAAAAAAAGUUUGUGGGUUUUUAGAGGUGACUUGUGUUGUUGAGCUGAAAUGGAGGUUAUUCUGUAUACAAACCUUUUGUUAACAUAGGCUGUAUCUCUCUAUAAUGUGCGGCUGGUCACUUACUUGUAAAUACAUACAGUGUGUUUGUAUUUUAUUCAUUUACUGUAUGUGUGUGUAUUCUGCCCUUCAUUAAAGUAUGGCAAUUCAGUAAACUACACCCAGUUAACCUGAUUGCAUUUAGUAACUUUCUCUAAAUACUUUGUUUGUUGUUGACUACUUUUCUCAUAUAAUAAAUCAAAAUACAGUAUAACCAGUUUUAUGAAUUUUUCAGUAAUUUACAAAUUUUGGAGUUUUACAUUAAUUUCUAUCUUGCUUGUGGGAUACUGUGUGUUAGUUUUAUGACCUGUGGUAUUUAUAGGGAUAACGAGGUCAUAUUAAAAUGUAAUUAAGUUUGUUUUAAAUAAAGUAGGUGAAGUUAAUUGUGGGCAGAGAAAGAACCGAGAGCAAGUCGUGUAAAUGUACGUAUGAUUCACCUAUACUUUUACUUGUGUAUGGUUAUAUAUUAUAUGCAUCCAUGUGUGUGGAUACAUGGAUGUUAUGUAUGUGUGGGUAGAUUUUAGAGAAACUUACAAAUAAUUUUGGAGAAACAGUAGUGUAGUAUUUAUGAUAUUUUUGUAGAAUUAGGUAUUGAACUUUGACCUCAAUUCUGUACUGUACCGUACUAAUUAUCUUGAGGUAGCAGCACGAAGAAGUACAUAAAAUAGUGUGGAAGUUGCCAGUCUCUUGUGACCUCAGUACAAGAGAGAUGGAGAAAUUCAUUGAUAUUAGUCAUUAGGAAACCAGAAGCUCUCUCUCUCAAUCACCUACUAAUGAUUAUCAGAGAAAUUAUGGGUAUCUAUACUGUCAGUCUCUUCCUCAUGCUGACUUCCACAUUCCAUUUUGAAUUUUUAUGUGUUUGAUUUGUCUGAAGUUGUGUCGUAAAAUGACAUUAAAACAUUGAAAAGAGUUGUUUACAAUAUUGAAUAACGGUAAUGAAUCAAAAUGUUCAUCUAUAUAUAUCGAAGUUGUGAUAUACAUUCAAGUAAUGUCAAAAUAUCACAUCGCUUCAAUUACAAAGGGGAUUAAUCUUUUCUAUAAUUACUCAUAAAAGACAAUAAAUAUUUCAAUUAUCAAUGGAAGAGUAUACAGUAUAGUUUUCUACACAUAAAAACCUGGUUGUGAUAUAUGGUAAGUUAAAGACAAGUUUGUUGGGAGGGCUAAGGAGAACCAAGAGGAGGAGGAGAAGGAAGCCACAAGAAGGAUUGAAACCCAUUUUUGUAUAAAAUCUUGGCUCUUGAGUUUAUAUUCUUCCUUGGAGGUAAAUGGGGACUUAAUACACCACAAUAGGAAAGAUAGAUAGGUGUGCAAGAUGGCAGUACAGUGAAACCUCCAUAUAACGCACUUCCCUCGCCAUACAAACCGUGUGAUGGAGGGUUUCGCAUCUAACGGACCCUCGAUAUAAUGAACUUUCCUCUCCCUGUAUAGUCUGUUUAAUAGAGGUUUCACUGUAAUAUUAUAUAGGAAGCUAGUGUAUAUAUAGUAUUACUAGCUAAUUUAUUCAUAUUUUAUAAACCAUCUCUUGCUGUAGAGUAUAUGAUUAAUGUUUCAAGCUGACUGACUCAUCUACACUAUCACCAUGACACUUAAAUGCAGUUCCUUCCAUGUCUCAUCUUCAUUCAAUCCCUACUACUUCCCCUUCAGUUCUUCGGGAUAUCCACACUCACUCAUUCCACUCAAGUCUUUCAUCUGCACUUUAUCGACCAUUCUCUUCCACCUUGUUUCCUUAUAGUUUUCUACCUCUCCUUCCCCCUCAAAUUAUUGGUGUUCUAUCUGCCUUAUAUGAAGUCUCUGAUCUAGUUUUCAUCACCAUCUUGUGUUCAAUCAGCCGUACUUCACUAUUAAUGGACCAUGAACAUACCAGUAACCCCUUCAUUUUGGAUUAAUCUCUCUAUUAGUUUUUUAUAUGUAUAUGUAUGUUUCAGUCAGUAUGUCAAAUCAGGCAAUCUGUAAAAUACCCAUAACAAUGUCCAUUUCCUGUUGUUUAUAGGUAAGGUUAUUUAGCCAAGAACUACAAAUAUUCCAUUGAAUAUAACUGUAAACCUAACCUGAUCUAAUCUAAACCCUACACUAACCUAACUUAACCCAACCUAUAUACAACACAACAUAAAACGGAAUUUUUCAUGGGUAAUCUGCAAACUGCCCGAUUUCGACACAUUGACCCUAACAUACUGAACAUUGUUUGGAAAGCCAUAAAACAAACAGUAUACUGUACUUAACCGUUUAAGCAGCAAUAAAAGUACCAACAUGACUGGUGGAAAUAUACGUGUUGUAUUUUUCUGAUGUUUGUAACCCAUGAACAAACUAAACUAUAUUGUUGUUCCAUCCCCCCAAAAAAAUUCUUGUGUGGAAGAAAAUUUACUUUGUCUAGAGAAGAUAUUUUCAGUGAACAAAAAUACACAUUAACUUUUAGAUAACUGUUUUCUUGAUGGUUUUACUCUGAAAUGUUAACUUAACCCUUUGAGGAUGAUGUUUUAAACCUAUGAGAUGAUGAUUUAACCCUCCAGGAGUCAAAGGAUUAAAUAUACUGUAUUCAGUCUGUAUCUAUAUAAAUCAAGAUAAACUAUUUCUAUAUAACUAGUUAACAUUAUGGUUAUGAAAUUAUCUGUCUUCAACUAUGAUAUAAAACUUAAUGGUAAUCCUACUUUUUUAAUAUGGUAUAGUUUGUGGUGUCAAGAUGAGGAUUUUUUUAUCAAUAAAUUUCAGCUUCAAAAGUCUUAAUGAUUUUACAGAUAUAUUUUAAGUUUAUUACUGUAUUAUAUGGUUUAAAAAAUAAUCAUUAUUUCUGUAGCUCAUGUAACCGAUGUAUUUUCUUGACUAGUACUUUUAAAAUAGUAUGUAUAGUUAGAAUGAAAGGUUUUUAUUGUGUAAUAUUGAUUCGUGUAAUAAUACAGUUUUGUGAUUACAGUGAAACCUUCAUAUAACGGACUGCUCUCUCUAUUUAGUUCAUUAGACGGGUGUUCACAUCUAACGGAACCUCGAUAUAACAGAAUUUCCUCCCCGUAUUGUCCGUUAAAUAGAGGUUUCACUGUGCUAAAACGUUACUAUAUGUGUGACCAAUACUGUACCUUGUUAUAGUUCUGUAAAGGUUAAUACAACAUGUGUGGACACUUAACUGUAUGUACACUCUAGUCAUAUGCAUUCAACAUAUAUUUCAGACGUUUAGGUCAUUUUUAUGUCAAGGUUAAUGCGGCAUUAAAUUGUCAAGUGUAAUAAUUUGGUUGGAUUCCAUGACUAUGAACUUUAAAUAAAGAUAACUAUAUAAAA